This is a messenger RNA of Aureobasidium namibiae CBS 147.97, 1440 nucleotides long. RefSeq names its product acid phosphatase. Bases 1 to 1440 code for a protein of 479 amino acids. Lineage: Eukaryota; Fungi; Ascomycota; Dothideomycetes; Dothideales; Saccotheciaceae. The transcript is spliced from 2 exons. Gene Ontology annotation, molecular function: phosphatase activity. Gene Ontology annotation, biological process: dephosphorylation. The record is from RefSeq and is a predicted model, not a curated record.
AUGCAUUACCUCUACUCUUUUCCUGUCCUUUUCUCUUUCGCUUCAGUUGUGUCUGCCUCGAACGCUACUGUAGACCUGUCAUGGUAUGCGCCACCUUCUACCAAGGUCAGUGACCUCAAGUCUGUCAUCAAUGGCACCGAUACUUGGGGCUUCGUGUUCAACUCGUCCAAGACUCCAGCAGGACUACCUUACUCUACAUACAACUGGUGCAAUAUGCCUCACGUCCGUUGUUCUGAAUACCCCAACGUCGACCCGAGCUACAAGCUUCAAUACGUGCAUGUGAUUCACCGUCACCACAAGCGCACCCCGUAUGCGGCAAACACAUUCCCCAGAGAGUCAUAUGCAUGGGACUGCUCGGACGAAGGUCUUUACUAUCAUGCAGCGCCGUUCACUGGUUCCAAUGCCAACUCCUCGGCAUCUACAUACUGGAGCGUCUUUACCUCUUCUUCGAAUCCCUUGGCCCCGCAAGGCUUCAACGGGACGUGCCAGUUCCCUCAGCUGACCUCGGGAGGUCUGGACGACAGCCACCAGCAUGGCAAAGAUGUCUUUGGUGUCUACCACGAUCUGCUCGGGUUCUUGCCAUCAAAGUACGAUUCUCGCAAGAUGCAGUUCCGUGUCACAAACAACGUCAUUACCAGCCAGGUCGCUAGCAACUUGAUUCCUGGCAUGUUUCCUUCGCUCAAAGGAGACAGUAUUCCUCUUAUGAUCCAACCAAACUCAAUCGAUAGUCUGGAGCCCGCCUACACCUGCUCUUCCGCAUCCUCUCUCUUCUCAUCCUACGGCGCAGGCAGCACAAACGCAAACUGGACUGCCCACCUCACCGCUUCGUCCAACCUCGUCAAAGCCUUAGAUGCCAUAUCAGGCAUCUCCCCCAGCGCGACCGCCUGGCACCAAUCCUACGAUCACUACUUUGACAAUCUCUCCGCUCGUCUCUGUCACUCGAAGCCCUUGCCCUGCAACAGCACCACCGGCACUUGCGUCACCCAAGCCCAAGCAAACCAAGUCUUUCGUCUAGGCGAAUACGAAUACAACUAUCUCUAUCGCUCCGCCGGCCCUCAGACUCUAGAGUACGCUCGCCGCAGCUACGGCAUCUGGAUCGCCGAACUAGCGAAUCGCCUUCGCGCUGCACAAAACGGCAGCGAUCCCAUUAUUUACCGCCACGAUGUUGCCCACGAUGGCAGUAUCGCUCGCUUGUUGGCGUUAUUGCAAAUCCAGGAAAUGGUAUGGCCGGGCAUGGGAUCAGAGAUUAUCUUUGAACUUUACGAACAGCGUCAUCAGUGGUUUGUGCGUAUUCUGUGGGGUGGACGGGUGUUGAGGAGUUCGAGCCCGAUGCUGGGGGAUCAAGUUGAUAUGGUGCCGUUGAACAGUCUGUUGGCUUAUUUUGAUGGGUUGGUUGGUCGUGGUGCUGUUUUGGUUCCUGGGUUGUGUGCUCAGAGUUAA